AGUCCAACACCCCGAGACCGCCGGCUCUGCCUGAAGUCUCCCUCAAGUCCUACAUCAUGGGUCUAUAUCCUCUCCGGCGCGGCCAUGAAAUGGGUACUGAAUCCCAGAAUCCAAAGAACGAGUUACCCCAAAAGAUAGAGACUUCAGUAAUCCAUGCAUCCAUCCAGGACUCCUGACGUUCCGGUCUCACUGCUGGGAUCAUCUCGUUCAAAGACCUCUUCAUGACAGACUUACAGGAGUCCCAAUGGAUCCGUCGCUACUUUGUGCACAUGACCCUCAGCGGUCUGGAGAACUUCUCACAGAUGAUAUAAAUGGAGUCCUGUUGCAUGGACGAGAGACGGAGUCAGAGCUGCCCAACCAAGCUGAACAUAACACAAUAAACAUUUCCACGGAGGAGAAACUAGCAAACAGCGAUAUAUUCGACUGUUCAGCGUGCAGCGUGUCUUUUUGCUUAGAGUCUCCACCGAAGGCUGCGUACAGGGGACCAUCAGAACCGGGGAAUGAAGCGUCGUCUCCUUUGCCUGAGCUCUGCAAUGACUUUAUUCCAGCCCCAUCCAGUGCAACAGAGCCAGACGUAGAACCAGAGACAUCCCCUGUGUACUGUCUGAAAAACAAAAUUGCUACGAUUGAAUCCGACUAUUUAGACAUUGUUGAGGCUCCAGCACCUCUGUCGGACCUUUAUAUUUUCGAAAGCGACACACGGGAGUUCAUCCUCACCCACACAGCAGAUCCUCAGCUUACAUGUCCUGAAUACCAGCCAAAAUCCCAGUUGGGAGUAGGAAAGGCAGACCAAGAACGCGAUGCACAUGUCCCUAUGUGUUAUUCAGACGGCAUCGAGACACGGUGUCAAAGUGGCUUUAGAGAGGAACGAGCAACAGAGAACAACGUGUCAGAGGCGAGCCAACGUGAAGAGUUACGAGCAAGUGCUGCAGAUGCCUGGGAGGCGGGGUGGGUGUCGGGAAAGGAUGUGAGACCAGGAACGGCGGAGGUCAUGGCUAUGACCCUUCAGCGGCAGCACAGCCACAGCCCCGCAGAGCUCUGGCUGGACGCGUGCCAGUAUCUGACAGGUGAGGAGGCGGAAGAUAAGGAGGUCUUGGAUCGUCGGCCUUUAAGCGACUCCUUAAAAGAAUCAGAUGGCGACCCCGGCGACAGUAGGAGCACUGGCAGGUCACCUGUCAAGAGGUGGUCAUCGGUAGACAGCUGGGCCAGCGCACUCUCAGACUGGACCGGGAUUAUAGAAGAUCCGCCGGAAGACUUCACGGCCGCCUUCGCAGAGAUAGGGGCUGAGAUAAAUGCUUUAACACAAGCACUACAGGAGGUGACCACUCACUUGGAGCCAGAGAGGCUGCAGCGAGAUCCAAGGCCGACGGCGUUGGGGGAAAAGCGGCGGACUAUGGGCGUGCAGGAUCAGCCUCUAAAGACUCCAGACAUCCCAGAGAGAUCAUCCCCGUCUGAACAGAGCUGUCUUUCUUUGUGCCUUGAAGCCCCAAGACCUACACUUUGCAACAGAGGAGGCUCCCAGGGUGUCAAAUCUCUACAUGAAUGCAAAGAACUAGAGCCGGAGGAGCUCCAGAGCAGCCAGGAAGGGUCCUCUCCCUGCUUUGCUCUGCCAAAUGUAUCAGCGGGUUUGCCCUCGGUCAGAGAAGACCCCGAUUCAGAUCUGAUUGAGGCGACACUCGAUGCUGGAACUGUGUCUUCGGGUUGCGUAGACCUCCCCCAGCUCGAUAGGUAUUUAAUGUCCUUUCCGCAACAUGCAUUUUCUAGCGAUGAAGACCCUCCAAUAGAGCUGAAAAUAACAGAAGAUGUGGAUUUGAGCGUCCAACGGGAGCUGGUGCUUGAGGAGGCUUCUGGAGAAGACCUCUGCAAACUCUCCGAUGUAUGCACGUUCCCCCCACAGGGGUCUGUGAUCGAGGCGCAGAUUGAUGGAAACGAGGGUCAAACAGAUCUCAGCAUCUUCUCUGCACAUGUUCAUAAAAAUUUAAACGAGCCUGGUGUGGACACACAAUCCGACCCGCAUGUCAACUUCAACACUUCUUCAGACUCAGUUGGAGAGAGCCAGGUGGAGUCAGGUAGUCCUGAGCUUAUUAUGUGCGUAGCUCCUCUCAGUGGGGACUCUGCCCUCGUGUGUCGGACGAGCAGCGGCUUGGAAGGGGAUCAAACUCGCGCCAAAACCUGCCUGAGCGACAGCACCGGUUGUGGUCAUGCUGGAGACUGCACUUCCUUUCCGACCCUGGGUGGAAUUACCGGCAAACGAUUUCCAGAGGGUCACGAGGAGCUGAUUCAUUCAAUAAACACUGCUGAGAAAUUCUCUCCGGAUGAGACCGCGUGGCCUUUCCUCUCUGGGGAGAUUAACGAUCUCAGCCGAGAUCUAGCGAGGUUCGCCGGUUUCCCCGGAGAUCGUCUGUUCAUAUCAGAGAAGCGUCGUGUUGCAUGCAUCACUUUAGGUUCGAAUGAUCCAUUCAUCCCCUGGAUAUCAGAACCCAGUUUCGCAGCUGCCACAUCUGAACAGGUUCAGCUUAAAAUGCCUCACAAAACCUCCAAGAAUCCUUCAGACGGCAAAACACGCUCCAAAAAGGAGAAAGCAGCUGGUCACCAUCAUGGCGCACAGGCUCCCAAAAAACAAGAGAGUGCGUCUCAGCACGUUUCAAACCAGAAGACCUGGAAACAGCAGGAAAACCACCCCGCAGCUAUUGAAAGCCGUGUUAUUGAGAACAGCGAAGACGGGCUUGAAGCCAAGGAGGCUAAACUUGUGAUGGAGACCGUUGUGGGAACUGGCAAGACGCAUGGCAAGAAGAAAAAGAAACACGGUCACAAAGCAACGGUCAAACAGGAAGCAGGAGCUGCAGUUGAUCUGGAGCAUGGAGCCAAGCCAAAAUCUGCGAAAGGAAAGGCUGAGAUGUUCGAGGCCAAACUCGGGGUUAAAGGCGGGAAAGCUCAGCGGGACGUGAGCCAGUCGGCUGUUGCUGAAACAAAGACCCAGCAGCCGGAGGACAGGUCGCCUCAGGCAGAUCUGCAUCUCUCUGAUCAGAAAGAGCUCACGAACGACGACGUUAUUAAAAAGCGACGCGUGUCGGGGGACAAGUUUGGAAAGAUUCUCAAUGCUUUGGAGUGCAAACUAUCAAACGCAGACGUUUCAUUAAAAGCAAAAGGAGAGGAGGCCCAGACCGAGAUCACAGCUGCUCAGAAGAAAGCGUACAGCGAGGUGGUCAAACAGAAGAUCCCUCCAAAGGAAGAUCCCAAGGUGUUGGAGCCCAUCCAGGCCGUGUCGGUGAGCGGAGACCCUCAGAGCCUGUGUCUUUGGUGUCAGUUUGCUGGAGUCCACUCGCACUACGCCGUGACCUGGAGCCGAGACGGCACACCGCUGGCUCACACUAACAGAAGUGCAGGAGAUGAGAGCAGAGUGUCAUUAAUCAUCACCAAUGCGUCCCACAAAGACCUGGGCAAAUACACGUGUCAGCUCAGUUGCUCCCAUGGUUCAGUCUACCUGGACUACGUGCUCACUUAUGAAGUUCUCAGUGAGAUUGUCAUACCUGCAUCUCCACUGAUCAUUUCAUCUAUGCCUGAAGAGCUGUGCAGUGAAGAGGAGGACGCCCACUGUUCAAGGCUCUUGUUCAAAGAGGAUUUUCUGUCGGAUCAGUACUUCGGAGAGAACCACCCCAUCAGCAUCCUAACGGAGAAGGUCCACUUUGGCGAGGGGAUGCAUCGGCGGGCUUUCCGCACUAAGCUGAAGGCGGGUCAGAUCCCCCUGCUAGUACCGGGACACUCCUGCGUGCUCAAGGUGCACAACGCUAUCAGCUAUGGGACCAAGAACGACGACCUCCUUCAGAAGAACUUCAAUUUGGCUGUAGAGGAGUGUCAGGUCCAGAACACGGCGAGGGAGUACAUCAAGGCUUACACGUCAGCGGCUCGGUCUGUCGAAGCCUUCGGAGACGUCCCAGAGAUCAUUCCCAUCUACCUGGUCCACCGUCCGUCCAACGACAUCCCCUACGCAACGCUAGAAGAGGAGCUUAUUGGAGACUUUGUCAAGUAUUCGGUGAAGGACGGCAAAGAGAUCAACGUGAUGAGACGGGACUCGGAGGCAGGGCAGAAAUGCUGCGCUUUCCAGCACUGGGUCUACCACAAUACGGAGGGCAAUCUGCUGGUUACUGACAUGCAAGGAGUGGGCAUGAAGCUUACUGAUGUGGGGAUAGCAACCUGUAAGAAAGGGUACAAGGGAUUCAAAGGAAACUGUGCCACCUCCUUCAUCGACCAGUUCAAAGCGUUGCACCAGUGCAACAAGUUCUGUGAGAUCCUGGGACUCAAAUCCCUCCAGCCCAAACCCAAAAAGUUCUCAGCCGCUCCAAAGCCCAAACCCCCUCCUUCUGCUGUCCCUAAGAAGAAGCCAUUUGGGCCAACAGUGAAGAACAAGUCGUAACAUCCGCAGGACAUUGGGCUGAAGGUCUCUUCGCCUUCUUUGGACCUCAUACGGCAAAGCUUGCGGGGGAGAAACCGGUUUGGCGUUGCGAGACGUCUGACCACAAAAGAGACGAUUUACCCUAAAAGAACAGAUUGUGAUACAGUCAGAGACUGUUUUUUUUUAUCAGAACUGUUGAGAAGAGCCAUUGUAUUUAUUUUUGUGACACUUUCUAUGUGUAUCCUAGUGUUUUGGACGCUCAACUCUUUGAAAACCUGUGAUAUAUUUAGAUGAUACUUAAUUAGUGAUAAACUGUCAUGUCUUAGACCGCUUGGCUGGCUUCGGAUUAUUUUCUUUACAAACGGUUUAUAUAUAUAUAUAUAUAUAUUUUUCAUUUUGUCCUCUAACUUUGAUUUAUGGAUUCAAAACCUUUUUAUUUUAGCAGACGGUAUGAGUGGGAGCUUUUUCUUUCUUUGACAUGUCCAGUGGCGAAGCUGAUUUGAUUGACUUCUUACUUUAGUGAAACUUGGACUAAAAACUAAGAAUCUUCUUCUGCGCACAUAUUAGGUUUCAUGAGCGUUAUGCGUUUGAUAAGGUUUAUGAAGUGUGUGUUUAUGAUUUGUGCUUAAAUUGGUUUAGUCCUUUCUACUUGUAAGAUCAGUUUGAAAUGGUCAGUCUGACUUUAGAAGAUGGGUAGGCUUGAGAUUGUCAGCGUAUGGGGUAAAAAAAAAAAAAAGCUCUGUACAAAAUGAUAUAAAAUCAGCAUUUAUCUGUUGAG
Messenger RNA from Fundulus heteroclitus (mummichog), 5171 nucleotides. It is a transcript of the gene alpk2, whose product is annotated as alpha-kinase 2. The transcript is spliced from 11 exons. NCBI's taxonomy places the organism in Eukaryota, Metazoa, Chordata, Actinopteri, Cyprinodontiformes, Fundulidae. Gene Ontology annotation, molecular function: ATP binding; protein serine/threonine kinase activity. The coding region runs from base 245 to 4414 and encodes 1389 amino acids. The record is from RefSeq and is a predicted model, not a curated record. Gene Ontology annotation, biological process: protein phosphorylation.